Microthlaspi erraticum is the source of this 771-nucleotide messenger RNA. The record is from the annotation of a GenBank genome assembly. Lineage: Eukaryota; Viridiplantae; Streptophyta; Magnoliopsida; Brassicales; Brassicaceae.
AUGAACAAAACAAGUUAUCAAUCGAAACGGCGGAGUUUGAGCGAGAGGAGAGAGAUUUGCAAAGGUUUUUUGUCCGUCCUCUUGAAGCUUUCACUUACAUCUCUGCCGUCGUCUCUCUCACCCGCACGACGCUUAACGACCUCAGCCAUGGCCGCCGUCGCAGAAAUUGACGCUGAGAUUCAGCAGCAGCUUACCAACGAGGUCAAGCUCUUCAAUCGAUGGACCUUUGAUGACGUUUCGGUGACAGACAUCAGUCUUGUUGACUACAUUGGAGUGCAGGCAGCUAAACAUGCGACCUUUGUGCCCCACACCGCCGGAAGAUACUCUGUGAAGAGAUUCAGGAAGGCUCAGUGCCCCAUUGUUGAGAGGCUCACAAACUCCCUCAUGAUGCACGGGAGAAACAACGGAAAGAAAUUGAUGGCUGUUGGGAUUAUCAAGCACGCCAUGGAGAUCAUCCAUCUCUUGAGUGACCAGAACCCAAUUCAGGUCAUCAUCGAUGCUAUUGUCAACAGUGGUCCACGUGAAGAUGCAACCAGAAUUGGAUCAGCUGGUGUUGUUAGGAGACAAGCUGUCGAUAUCUCUCCUCUGCGACGUGUUAACCAAGCUAUCUUCUUGCUUACCACCGGUGCUCGUGAGGCUGCUUUCAGAAACAUUAAGACUAUUGCUGAGUGCCUUGCUGAUGAAUUGAUCAACGCAGCCAAGGGCUCUUCCAACAGCUAUGCCAUCAAGAAGAAGGAUGAGAUUGAAAGAGUCGCAAAGGCCAAUCGUUAA